GUUCCCUUAUUGCGCAUAAAUGAUUCCUACUCUUUUAACGGCUUUGCUUUUGAGUAUGAGUAUUGGAAAAUGAGAUGUUUCUUUCCGUCCUGUACAUGUUUUUUCAUAUGGUGUACGCAUGUCAUGCAGUUUACAGAAAUGCAGAAGAUAUGAACAACCACUCAGUUUGCCUGCAUGUUCUUGCAGAUUCCAUUCGUAGUGCAGGGUUGAUAUUGGCAUCUUGGUUUCUGUCUCUGGGGGUUCAGAAUGCAGAAGUUUUGUGUUUCGGACUAGUUUCAGUUGCAGUUUUUAUGCUUGUAAUGCCACUAUUUAGAGCGAGUGGUGGUAUUCUACUCCAAAUGGCACCACCAAACGUUCCAACUUCUGCAUUGAGCAAAUGCUGGCGACAGAUUACUGCUCGCGAAGAUGUUUCUGAAGUUUCUCAAGCACGGUUUUGGGAAUUGGUUCCUGGUCAUGUUGUUGGCUCACUUUCAAUACAGGUAAAGAAAGGGAUAGAUGAUCGCCCCAUACUUCAAUUAGUGCAUGGUUUGUACCAUGAUUUGGGAAUACAGGACUUGACAGUGCAAGCUGACAAUGUCUGAGAGUUUUGUUUCUGGUUUCGGCGUUGAUUGACAUUUAGUGAAGAUGGUAUUGGGUUGAAGUCCGAGAUAUAGAUUUGUUCCCACUUUCAUUUGAAACCAUGGUAUUACCAGUUGGCGAGUAUUAGAAAAUAUAAGAGAGGAGUUUGAUUGGAUCCAUGUCAUUG
Messenger RNA from Prunus avium (sweet cherry), 745 nucleotides. NCBI's taxonomy places the organism in Eukaryota, Viridiplantae, Streptophyta, Magnoliopsida, Rosales, Rosaceae. The record is from RefSeq and is a predicted model, not a curated record.